AUGGCGCCCUCGCUGAAGUGUAUCUCUAUCAACUGCAAGGGCCUCAACAACCCACUAAAGCGCCACCAAACCAUGCGCUGGGCGAAUAGAACCCAAGCGCAAAUUAUCCUCCUCAGAAAUACGCCUUUUCCUCGAUCUACGCUCCUAAUGCACCUUCAGCCUCCUUUUGGCAGGCACUACAAACACACCUAGCACUAUUUUCCUCACACCACCUGAUUAUAGGAGGUGAUUGCAAUGCCACUCCAUCCCCAGCGAUGGAUAGGCACAGAGCGGGAACCCAAAAGAAAUCUAGCGUUCACUGAGCAAAAACCGACAAACUCCUUCAAUCCUUCCUCGUGCGAACUCGCCUCGUAGACGUAUGGAGAGCCCAACACCCAGCCUCUAGGGACUACACAUUUUACUCACACCCACACCAAUCCCACUCGCGCAUAGAUAUGUUCCUUACAUCCCCAUCCGUGGUACCUAUGCUCAAAUUCACAUCUAUUGGAUCAAUAACGUGGUCGGACCAUGCAGAUAUCUCACUCACUCUAGACCCACCAGGCGUAACCCGCCAAUGGUCCUGGCGCCUGAACCCCACACUGCUACAUAACCCUGCAAUCCGAGAAUCCACUUCCCGGGCCAUCACAGACUAUUUCUCCCUAAACAAACACUCCGUCACCUCCCCGGGUAUAUUAUGGGCGGCACACAAAACAGUCAUCAGAGGCACCUUGAUAAGCCAGACAGCCCACCACAAAAAACAGCGCUUAGCCAACUUAGAACAAAACCUAAAAGAACUCCGCUUACUGGAAAUCGCCUUCAAAAAACAACCCACGCCAGACCUGAACACUAAAAUACAACAACACCAGGCAGCUAUAAAAGACUUCAUGUCUGCGGACACAGCCAAGGCCCUCCAAUGGACCCGCCAGCUCUUUUAUGAAAAUUCUAAUAAAGCCGACUCUUUACUUGCCCGUAAACUCAACCGCAGAGCUAUGCACAAAAAAAUCCACUCGAGAGACGGGAAACCACAGGAGUCACCAGACCAAAUAGCAAAAGUAUUCCAAGAAUACUUUUCGGAGCUGUACGACCAUAGCCCCCAACACAGACAGGACCCCACUCCACUUACGAACACAAUCAAUGAAUACCUUGACUCUGUCACCCUACCCUCACUGA
This is a messenger RNA of Pelobates cultripes (western spadefoot toad), 1149 nucleotides long. The record is from the annotation of a GenBank genome assembly. NCBI's taxonomy places the organism in Eukaryota, Metazoa, Chordata, Amphibia, Anura, Pelobatidae.